Molecule: messenger RNA, 443 nt
Organism: Drosophila elegans
Lineage: Eukaryota; Metazoa; Arthropoda; Insecta; Diptera; Drosophilidae
Gene: BomBc1
Product: bomanin Bicipital 1
Exons: 2
Coding region: 22-411 (129 amino acids)
Biological process (GO): defense response
Source: RefSeq, a predicted model, not a curated record
GCUUAAAAGCUUUCGGAUUUCAUGUCUCUCGAGCAGAUUCGUCUUGUACCCAGUUCGAGAAUGAAGUGUCUGAUUCUAGCUUUUGCCGUUGCCGCCGUUCUGGUCUCCCAGGCGACAGCCGGAAAUGUGAUUAUCGGCGGUACCUGCCGUGACUGCAGUCCGCCGGUGGCGGAAAACGUGGUAGUUAAUGGUCAAUCCUACAAGACGGGCAGACCGGGUCAGGGAACCGUCUACAUCGGAUCCCCCGAUGCCUAUCCAGGAGCUUUGGAUGGUCAAGUCCGCCGACCGGGAGCUGGCGGAGGAGCUGGUGGCACCCGAUAUCCUGAAGGCUUCAGUGGUCGCGUGUCCGGUAACACUUACCUUCACAAUAAGGAUUGUGUUGGCUGCAGCAUCAGCGGGGGCGGGGACUGAAAAUUAAUAAAGUUUUAAAACCAAAAAAAAAA